UACCGAUUAAGAAAAAAACAAUGGAAGAUCGGUUGGUUUACCGAAUACACUUUUCGGUAUAUAAACAAAAAACUGUCGUACACGAUAAAAAGGCAAAUUCAAAGAUUCAGAUAUCAACUUGCAUCAUCUCGCCUAUUAUAUAUAUUAGCAAAACGGCUUGCGGUUACCCUCAAAGUUUUUGUUUGAAAUAUAGAAGAAAAACAUUUUCUACUUAAAAAGUGUAUAGACGUGCAUGCAUAACAAGUCUGAAAAGAUAUUUUAUUAUUAAUUAACGUAGUAAUUACGUACAGUAUACAUAAAUAUACAGAAACACACUUAAAUAUACUGUUAAACUCUCUUCGUUAUAAGAUUUGAGUACAAAUAAAAUGUCAGCUGCUAGAAAUGAACAGACUGAACAAGAUCGAAACAAUGAAGCAAACAAUUUUAUGCAUGAACAAGAUGGCAUUAUUCUUGAUAAUAAUAUUGAAUCAUAUUAUACUACCUUAUUGUCUAUGUUUCCUUAUGUUGAUUCAAGAUAUAUUAGAGAACUUUGUGAACAUGCAUCAUUUGAUUCUAAUGAAGAUAAUAAGCUGCAAAUGUUUGUUGAUCAUCUUAUUCAUGGUGAUGUAAAACUUAGUUCUGAAGCAAUAGAUAAUGAUAAUGAAGCAAAAAGUAGUGAUAAAAUUUUAACAGAAAUACUUCAGUUGGAUGAAAUAGAGAUAUGUGAGAUUAAAAAGCAAAAUGAAAGAUUGAACAAUGAUUUGCUAACUUAUGAAUUUAUUAAACAAGAUCAAGAAGCUGUAGAUCAAAAAAUAAAUAUUUUAGAGAAUAUCUUGCCUGAUGCUAAUCCUAAAUUUUUGAGGGAUUUCAUUAUAAAUAAUCAUGAAAAUGAUAGGUCAAUGGAAGAAUUUAUUGAAUCAAGUCUUACUAAAAGAAAUUACGAGAAAAGGGAUAAAUAUUAUGCAAACAUGAAGGCAAAUGAGAAAAUUGUGCAGUAUAUAACAGGCUUCAAAGUUGAUGAAUUUGUAAAACAAUUUCCAGAACCAUUUGAAUACUUUGAAAAUAUUGAAAGACAGGGAAGGUUCAAAGAACAAGCUUUUAUUUUUUUAAGAAAAAGAUAUUUGAAUAAUUCAGAGCAGUACUUGUCAAAUGUUUAUUCAGAGACUAACUAUAACUUGAGUCUUGCUGAUAAACAAAUACAACUAGAAACAGGUAUAGGUACAACUAUUGUCAAUAUAGAAUUCGAUGAUACUGUGCUUUUACAGGAAAUAGCAUUUAUUCAAAAUAAAGAUUCAAUCAAACUUUAUUUAGAUUAUAAGAAAAGUGAAGAAGAAAAAGAGUUUGAGAUGUUAAGGACAAAAAAUUUAUUAUUGGAAUGUCAGUGUUGUUUUAAUGAGCUUAAACCAACUGAGUGUAUUGAAUGUGAUAAUAAUCACAUAUUCUGUAUAAGAUGUGUUAAUAAAGGCACAAAUCUAGCAAUUUCAAAAGGUCAUACAUCUGUUCAAUGCUUUUUUGGAUGCGACAGAGAAAUAAGUCUUAAUGUGCUAAGAAAAGUUUUAUCAAGUUCUACUUUUGACAUACUAUUAAAAAAACGACAAGAAGCUGAAAUUAUAGCAGCACAUCUGGAGGAUUUGGUAACUUGUCCAUUCUGCUCAUACCAAAUGGAACUUGCUCCACAAAUAAAAAUCUUCACUUGUAAAAACGUUGAAUGUAUGAAAAUCACAUGCCGUUUAUGCAGAAAAAUAAAUCAUCUUCCUAUUAGGUGUGAAGAUGUACUUGAUGAGCACAAAGGUCGUUUGUACAUUGAAGAAGAAAUGAGUAAAGCCCUUAUAAGGAUUUGCCACAGAUGCCAAAAACCUUUCGUAAAAAGUGUCGGUUGUAAUACAAUGACUUGCAUUUGUGGUGCGCAAAUGUGUUACAUAUGUAGACAACCAUUCACAGUAGAAUAUUCUCACACAAAUUGUAAAAUAAACAGUGACGUUUUCGAUCAAGAGCACGUUGAAGUAAAUCGUACAAAGGCUAUUUCUAAAUUGUGUAAUGAUUUUCCAGAUAUAGACAUACCUAAUGUUUAAAAUAAUCAAGAAAAGUCUUUAUCAAAAUUAGUUAACUACAGAGUUUUUAUUAUUUCGUUUCAGUUCACCAUUAUUGUUACAACUGUAUUUUAUGAAGAUGAAGUUUAUUUAGAGUUACUGAAAUUUUUUAAACAUAUAAUUAAUACAA
Phymastichus coffea is the source of this 2199-nucleotide messenger RNA. Its product is annotated as E3 ubiquitin-protein ligase ariadne-1-like. Bases 366 to 2051 code for a protein of 561 amino acids. The transcript is spliced from 6 exons. Lineage: Eukaryota; Metazoa; Arthropoda; Insecta; Hymenoptera; Eulophidae. The record is from RefSeq and is a predicted model, not a curated record.